Messenger RNA from Staurois parvus, 301 nucleotides. NCBI's taxonomy places the organism in Eukaryota, Metazoa, Chordata, Amphibia, Anura, Ranidae. The record is from the annotation of a GenBank genome assembly.
UCAUGUGAUCAGCCGUGUCCAAUCACAGCCAAUCACGGGCGUUCAUAUCAGUGCCCAUCUGAGCUGCCUUUCAAUGUCACCCAUCAGUGCCACCUAUCAGUGCCAGUGUCGCCUAUCAGUGACAGUCAGUGCCGCCUAUCAGUGCCAUAUAUCAGUGUCAUGCAUCAGUGCUGCCUUUCAGUGCCCAUCAGUGAUGCCUGUCAAUGCCCAUCAGUGCAACCUACUGAUGCCUCCUCAUCAGUGCCACCUAAAAGUGUCCAUCAGUGCAUCCUAUCAGUGCCCAUCACUGCAGCCUCAUUAG